This is a messenger RNA of Lacerta agilis (Sand lizard), 1073 nucleotides long. It is a transcript of the gene C8H16orf86, whose product is annotated as chromosome 8 C16orf86 homolog. The transcript is spliced from 5 exons. Bases 3 to 803 code for a protein of 266 amino acids. The record is from RefSeq and is a predicted model, not a curated record. NCBI's taxonomy places the organism in Eukaryota, Metazoa, Chordata, Lepidosauria, Squamata, Lacertidae.
CAAUGGCUGGUUCUGCACGGAUCCCCAAUGAAAAGAAAACAGGUGGGAAGGCAGCGCCUCCUCAUUUCCUGUUCCAGCUGGCUGCAGCCCUGGACAACCCCACCAUCAAGUCACUGGAGUGGCAUGAAGAUGGGAAAGGGAUUCUUCUCCAUGCCAAGUUGUUUGAGGAAGAGAUCCAGAGGCACCAAGAAUUGUUUACAGAGCUCAGGCAUCUGAAAUCCGUUCCUGUGCUCCAGGCCUGGCUAGCAACCUAUGGCUUUAAAGCAAGAAUGGUGAAAACCGAUUCUGAAAUGCUUGUUUUCCAACAUGCCGAUUUCAAGAAGCUCCCUCCAAGGGUGGAGGAGACAGAGGGCCCCAAAACUGAAGGUUCUCUUGUGCCCAAACAGUCAAAGAAAUCCAAGAAAAGGAAAAGCACACUGGAUAUCACUGUGGUCCCAGCCGCUAGCACAGCAGGCACAUUGCUUCCAGAGCCUACAGGUGUAGAGAGAAAGUCACAGCGUCUACGUCCCUUAUACCAAUAUAUCAACUAUGAUAACCCAGAGAUGAACAGCCCCUCAGACAAACAGUGUGACCUGCCUCCGCUGGAAGUGCAUUCUGCUCUAGAGAAUAAGACAGGCCCAUUGGAACCAAGAAUAACUUCACUCAAAGAAGACAAAGGAAAAGAGCUGAGAAUUCCAACAAGUGCCACUGCGGGAGCUGCAGCAAAGGCUGAAGUAGACAAGUCUACUCAGGUGGACAUUGAUAAGAUGCUCAGCGUCUGUGCGGCUCACCUAGUCCCACCACUGUCGCCACAGCACAAGUAGCAACAUCUAACAGGAUGCUUAGCUACUCCUCCAAGAGACAAGGCCUAAGACAGAGUCAUUUUGCUAGAUGCUCCUUUAUGCUACCAAUUGUAUUUCCCCAAGUGUUGAUUAUAUUCAGGUGUCAAGUUUUGCAUUGUCUCCUCACUUGCCUGUAAAACAACAACGGCGGUAUACCCUACCUCCAUUUUAUCCUUUACAAAUAUACUCAGUCUGGCAACAGUAUAUCUCAUCUGUGCUGGAAGGUGGUGAAAGAGAAUAAUAAUGGCACAU